Lepus europaeus (European hare) is the source of this 6520-nucleotide messenger RNA. It is a transcript of the gene WEE1, whose product is annotated as WEE1 G2 checkpoint kinase. Gene Ontology annotation, biological process: protein phosphorylation; mitotic cell cycle. Gene Ontology annotation, cellular component: nucleus. The transcript is spliced from 11 exons. The record is from RefSeq and is a predicted model, not a curated record. Gene Ontology annotation, molecular function: ATP binding; magnesium ion binding; non-membrane spanning protein tyrosine kinase activity. Lineage: Eukaryota; Metazoa; Chordata; Mammalia; Lagomorpha; Leporidae. The coding region runs from base 27 to 1973 and encodes 648 amino acids.
UCCUCGGCCCCGGCCCCAGGCCCGCGAUGAGCUUCCUGAGCCGGCAGCAGCCGCCACCGCCCCGCCGCGCCGGGGCCGCCUGUAGCUUGAGACAGAAGCUGAUCUUCUCGCCGUGCAGCGACUGUGAGGAGGAGGAGGAGGAGGAGGAAGAGGAGGGUAGCGGCCACAGCACUGGGGAGGACUCGGCCUUCCAGGAGCCCGACUCGCCGCUGCCGCCCGCCCGCAGCCCCGCGGAGCCCGGGCCCGAGCGCCGCCGCUCGCCCGGCCCGGCGCCUGGCAGCCCCGGGGAGCUGGAGGUGGACAUGCUGCUGCCCGGCGCUUGCCCGAGCGCGGACGGGGCGGGCGGCGGCGGCGGCGCCGAGGGCGACUCCUGGGAGGAGGAGGGCUUCGGCUCCUCGUCCCCCGUGAAGUCGCCGGCGGCCGCCUACUUCCUGGGCAGCUCGUUCUCGCCGGUGCGCUGCGGCGGCCCGGGAGACGCGUCGCCGCGGGGCUGCGGGUCGCGCAGGGCCAGCGAGGGCCCCUGCUCGCCGCUGCCGGACCAGCCGGGCACGCCGCCGCACAAGACCUUCCGCAAGCUGCGGCUCUUCGACACGCCGCACACGCCCAAGAGUUUGCUCUCCAAAGCUCGAGGAAUUGAUUCCAGCUCUGUUAAACUCCGGGGUGGUUCUCUAUUCAUGGAUACAGAAAAAUCCGGAAAAAGGGAAUUUGACACACGACAGACCCCUCAAGUGAAUAUUAAUCCUUUUACUCCGGAUUCCUUGUUGCUUCAUUCUUCAGGAACAUGUCGUCGAAGAAAGAGAGUGUAUUGGAAUGAUUCCUGUGGUGAAGACAUGGAAGCCAGUGAUUAUGAAUUUGAAGAUGAAACAAGACCUGCUAAAAGGAUUACAAUUACUGAAAGCAACAUGAAGUCACGGUAUACAACAGAAUUUCAUGAGCUAGAGAAAAUUGGCUCUGGAGAAUUUGGUUCUGUGUUCAAGUGUGUGAAGAGGCUGGAUGGAUGCAUUUAUGCCAUUAAGCGAUCCAAAAAGCCAUUGGCUGGCUCUGUUGAUGAGCAGAAUGCUUUGAGAGAGGUAUAUGCUCAUGCAGUACUUGGCCAGCACUCUCAUGUGGUUCGAUAUUUUUCUGCCUGGGCAGAAGACGAUCAUAUGCUUAUACAGAAUGAAUAUUGUAAUGGUGGAAGUUUAGCUGAUGCUAUAAGUGAAAACUACAGAAUCAUGAGUUACUUUACAGAAGUAGAGUUGAAGGACCUCCUCCUGCAGGUUGGCCGGGGCUUGAGAUACAUUCAUUCAAUGUCCUUGGUUCAUAUGGAUAUAAAACCUAGUAAUAUUUUUAUAUCUCGAACCUCAAUCCCAAAUGCUGCCUCUGAAGAAGGAGAUGAAGAUGACUGGUCAUCUAACAAAGUUAUGUUUAAAAUAGGUGAUCUUGGCCAUGUAACAAGGAUCUCUAGUCCGCAGGUGGAAGAAGGUGAUAGUCGUUUUCUUGCAAAUGAAGUUUUACAGGAGAACUACACCCAUCUACCAAAAGCAGAUAUUUUUGCCCUUGCCCUCACAGUGGUAUGUGCUGCUGGUGCUGAACCUCUUCCAAGGAAUGGAGACCAAUGGCAUGAAAUCAGACAGGGAAGAUUGCCUCGGAUACCCCAAGUGCUUUCACAAGAAUUUACGGAAUUGCUGAAAGUUAUGAUUCAUCCAGAUCCAGAGAGAAGACCUUCAGCAAUGGCGCUGGUAAAGCAUUCCGUACUGCUGUCUGCUUCUAGAAAGAGUGCAGAACAGUUGCGAAUAGAAUUGAAUGCUGAAAAGUUCAAAAAUUCACUGUUGCAGAAAGAACUGAAGAAAGCCCAGAUGGCAAAAGCUGCAGCUGAGGAAAGAGCACUCUUCACUGACCGGAUGGCCACUAGGUCCACCACCCAGAGUAAUAGAACAUCUCGGCUUAUUGGAAAGAAAAUGAACCGCUCUGUCAGCCUCACCAUAUACUGAACUACUCAUUUCCCACCUCCCCCAAAAACUGUGAUAAGAGGAAGCUAGGUUGAAAUCACUGCUAGAACCCACUUUACAAUUACUCUCUCGAUUGGUGUCAGUAGUUGUUUUACUGAAAUACCUUUUGGGACUUUCAUUUGUGAAUUACAGCUGAAUGGCUGUAUUUAGACCAUGGCUUUAUCAGGCUUUCGAUUAGUGUUACCCACCAGUGUGUCUCGUGUAGGCUGGCAGUCACUGUUGGGUGUUACACCAUCCUCCCGGGGUUAACCACUGUGGUGGUGCGCUGCUAACAGCUUGCUGUUGCAUUGUAAUAAAAGGUGUCUUUCCUUGUAGUGACUGUAAAAAUGGACUCAAGGGCUUUGUUACACACAUUCCUCCUUUGAAAGGGAGAAUGCUAAGAGACUCUGUACUGCUCAGCCUUCAGUGUACCUGUGUGUCACUCUUAUAUUCCUUUUUUUAUUCUUAUAUGUCUUUUUAAAAUUGUGAAUUAUACUUGUAUAUCCAACUGGGAGCACUUUGUAGGCAUUGCAUGAACCAUGGAAUGAUUCUGUGGAAGUAUUGCCUUGUGAAUUUGCUGCUAUUUUAGUUUUUCUUUGCUGUAAAGUUGUAGCAUUAAACAAUCAUCGUUGUUAAUAGGCUUCUUUGAAACAAUUAUGUGAAAUACGUAGUUGCUCUUGAUGAAAAGCAGCUAUUUGUGUUUUUUUUUUUCUUUGAACUUUGAAGCUAGUGCAUUGAAAAAAUGCACCUUUCUCCUUCCCCUCUCCCCCCGGAAUUCUGUAUUGAUGUAGUGUAAUCAUUACUAUUUUGUAAUUUUUUCUGGUAACUUCCUUCCCUGACUUUUUUAAAAAAUGUCUCCUUCCUCCUCUUCCCAAGUUUUGUACUUGAGUGUAUUAUUAGUCUGUUUUUAAAUGUUUUGCCCUUCAAUAUUUGUGUAUAUAAAGUGAUCUUGAUGAUACUGUAUAUAGCUGUUUGAUAUGCCAGACGACUUCUGACUGUUCCAAGUCUUUCACAAAAUAUAUUUUAUCUGUAAUUAGCCAUUUGACUAAUAAUACUGGCUAACAGAUGUUGGGGAAAAGCUUUGUCUCUUUGUCUGCUUCUUUUCUCAUUAAUUUUGGUUUAAAACAUGUUUGCACUUGUCUGUCUGACUUGUGUUUUAUAAGCAAUGAUUGGCAUAUUAAAAGUCACUCUGAGCUUAAGUGUCUAAAUUUUUGUGGUGCCUGUUUUCUACUGUUUUACCUCCAUUAUUGCCACAUUAUAAUGUAGAGUAUGAUGUACAUCAAAUACUAAAAGCAAAGGGCACAACUCUUUUUUUAAGAUUUAUUUAUUUGAAAGAGUUAGAGAGAGGUAGAGACAGAGAGAGAGGUCUUCCAUCUGCUCUUUCAUUUCCCAAAUGGCCACAACAGCUGGAGCUGAGCUGAUCAGGAGCCAGGAGCUUCUUCCAGGUCUCCCACGUGGGUGCAGGAGCCUCUGCUGCUUUCCCAGAUGCAUUAGCAGGGAACUGGACUGGAAGUGGAGCAGCUGGGACUGGAACUAGUGCCCAUAUAUGCCGGGGCUGCAGGCCAGGGCUCUAAUCUGCUGUGCCGCAGCAUGGGCCCCUAGAGGGCACAUUUUGAUGGAAUGUAAAACUUACUGGCUUUUUAUUGGUGGACCUUAACCUAUAUUAGUUAAAUUUUGGUUUCAAGAAAAAUUUACCCCUCAAUUUUGAAUUUUCUUUUCAUUACAAACACCUAAUGUUUUUAUAUCACAUUGCAUAUUACAUAUUGACUUGCCAGGAAUGUGAUAGAAUAUAAUUCAGAGUAACCUCACAUUGGGUGAAUAUAAUAGCUACAACUCAACUUUCUAAUUUGGCCUGUCACAGAACUUUUUUUUUAAAGAUUUAUUUAUUCAAAAGAGUUACUGAGAAAGAGAGGCAGAGAGACAUCUUGCAUCCAUCGGUUCACUCCCCAAAUGGCAGCAACAGCCUAUGCCAGGAGCCAGGAGCAUCUGCGUCUCCUACAGUGGUGCAGGGGCCCAAGGACUUGGGCCAUCUGCUGCUGCUUUCCCAGGUGCAUCAGGGAGCUCGAUUGGAAGAGGGGCAGCCAGGACUCGAACUGGCACCCAUAUGGGAUGCCAACGCUACAGGCUGAGGGUUAACCUAUGCCAUAGCACUGCCCCCAUCACAGAACUUUAAGGUGGGGAGGAAUUCACUAAAUUAAAUUGAAUUCACUAAAAUAGGCUGGGUUUUAGGAAUUGAGAGUGCAAAUUGCAGUGAAAAACAAGUGCUGACAGUUUAAACCAUAGAGUGAUCACUGAGGGCAAUGAGCAGCUAAAAGUGAAUGUUGCAAGAUCAUGAUGCUUUGGUCACGGCUACAUUAUCAGGCUCUUAAUGAGGGUCUAUUUCUACUUCAAACGUUUCUAACAAGCUUGAUUAUUUUAACGUGUUAUCCUAUGGUAUGUUAGAAAAGCAGAACAUCAGAGGAAUUGGUGCAGAUGGGGCAGUUAGAUAUGAAAGCUGGUGGUUGUGGGUGACAAAAUCAAAGUAACACAGUUCAGUAGCCACCGAAGACCAAGCUAUAGAGUACGGUAAUUGGUGUUUGUAUGUUAACUUCAAGUUACUAAGGCUCAUUUUUCUAGUGCACUAGCUUCAAAGAAAAAUUGGGAUGUUUUUCAUCAAGAUUGACUAAAUUUUUCACAUACUAUAUUUAAGAACAAGAUCUGGUGUUUGGUAUUCAAAGAUGGAAUUCUUAAGUGAUGAAAGCUGAGAGGAGAGUUGGCCUUGUGUUCAACAUAACAAUGAAGUGCCUUUUGUUUGCUAACUGUGGUAGUAGAACAUAGAACUAGGGAUGCAGGAUAAAACAGAAGAGACCAUUCUAAACAGACAGUGGCAAAGUGUGUUAAGUGCUUGUGUUAGGAUUGUGCAAGGUAGAGUGACGGUUCAGAAGACAGGAUAUCCCUGGAGGAAGAUAGUGGUAGCAGGAGAUCACAUUCAGACUGGUUUCAAGGCCACUAUGGUAGUGAAGCAGGUAAGAGCAAGGCCUGGCCCAGGACCCUGCUGGGGAUAGAAAGAGGAUGGGAAUUUAAUGAAGUGGAGUGCUGCACUUUGAACACGUUUUACUUGUGUAACAGAAUGAAAAUCUGUAGCAUAACAGUUUGGGCAAGCUAUAAGUCCUAAUAAUAAGACUGAAGAACUUUCCAGAAAUUUUAAUUAAAAUGUAGACAUAUGUUACUGUUUGAGACCAUUACUUACCAUUGACAAGGCUGUCUUGUUUUUGACAAGUUGACUUUGGUAAAGAAGAAAAAUUGUCAGUACUGACUGUGCUGAGGUAGGAACCAGAUGCCUGAGCUCCUUCCUACCAAGAACCCAAAAGCAGUGCCCCUUUAGUGAACUAAUGUCUUUUUUUUUUUUUUUAAGAUUCAUUUAUUUACUUAAAAGAGAGGGACAGGCAGAGACAGAGAGAUCUUCUAUCUACUGGUUCACUCCCAAAAUGGCCACAAUGGCCAGAGCCAGCCCAGACUGAAGCCAGGAGCUUCCUCCCAGUCUCCCACAUGGGUGGCAGGGGCCCAAGUGCAUGGGCCAUCUGUUUUCCCAGGCAGGGAGCUGAUUGGACCAGUGCCCAUGUGGGAUGCCAGCAUCACAGGUGGCGGCUAUACCUGCUAUGCCACAAUGCCAGCCCCAGCUGAUGUCUUGAAGAGCCAGUUCUCAAGCUUUGGGUGUCACUCUGCUUUGAUCCAGAGGUCAAGAAAUGAUGGCGUUUAAACACAUUCCUCGCAGCUGGGUUUGGGUAACGCUUUAGGUGGCCUCACCAUUCCUGGGUGGCGUCAUUCUGACACUAGCUAUGGUGUUGUUUUUUUUUUUUUUUUUUUUUUUUUUACUAGCUGGUUUUUCUAACCCAGUUCUCCACAGAGCACCUCACUGACUUUAAUCGCAAAAAUCAAGUAAGUUGUGUCCUUGGAGUAUUUUUAUUUGUGAAAUUUUCAAAGGCCAAUCAAAGCAAUCAACAAUGAGCCAAAAAAGCAUUCUAGAAAUGUUUAGGAUAUUGUGAAAAUCUUAAGCCAGGAGCUAGGAAUUUAGAGUAGACUGCCUCAUAGAGUAUACUCGAGGGCAUUUGGGUAACUGCAAAAAAGCAUCACUGACACUGACACUGCAGUGUGUAGAUCUAGAAGCUUCUCUUGCAGACCAGGUUUUAUUAGCAAUUUCUCAGAAGCUGAGUGAAAUAGAGUUUUAUUUAAAAAAAAAAAAUGGAAGGGUAAGACAUCAUUGGAACUGUCCCCCUCCCAAUAUUUCCCUUUCAGAAACUUGGUGAGGCAUUCAUCUGAACAUUGAACUUUUUUCUUCUUUGUGGCAGAUGACCCUAAUUUUCAAUGCAGUUCAAAAGUCUCUGGAUAAGGAAAAAUAUCUAUGUAUGCACUAGGAAGAGUUACGAGGAAAGGACGGCAUGUUGAGUCCAAGCAUCCUUAAACUAAGAGUAAGAAACCUCGGCCAGUCCAGCCCAUGAAGAAAAUUACCUCAAAGGACAUUAUAUCAUAGUUCAUAUUGUUUAGUUUUAUAUGCAUAAUAAAAUAUCUUG